Molecule: messenger RNA, 444 nt
Organism: Oikopleura dioica
Lineage: Eukaryota; Metazoa; Chordata; Appendicularia; Copelata; Oikopleuridae
Source: the annotation of a GenBank genome assembly
AUGUUCAAGAUAAUGGAUGACAACGGCGACAAAAAGCUUGACAAAUAUGAAUUUGGGAAGGGAUUCAGAGAGUUUGGAUGUGAACUGACAAAGGAAGAAGUGGCCGAGUUGUUUACCAUUUUUGAUCGAAAUGGCUCCGGAUUCGUUGACUUUGAAGAUAUGCUCUGCACGUUGAGACAGCCGAUGAGACAGUGCCGGAAGGACCUGAUCACGAUAUCCGAUUUGCGCGGAGUCUACACUGCCAAAUACCAUCCAAAAUUCAUCAGCGGCAAGAUGACCGAAGACGAGGUCUUUGCCGAGUUUCUGCAGACCUUCACGCAAUCAACCAAGCCGGUGAAAGAGGUGAAGUGGGAAGAAUUCUUCAAUUACUACCACGGGAUUUCCUGCUCGAUCGACCUUGACGUGUACUUUGACGUGAUGAUGCGACAAGCCUGGAAACUGUGA